GUCCUCCUCUCCUCCCCCUCCCCCUCCCCCUCGCGUCGCGUCUCCUCCUCCGUUCACCGCCGCGCCCGCGGCCAGCCAGCAAGGCAGGCGCGUACGUUACCUCUCCUGCUCAGCCAGCCAGCCAGCCAGCAAUUCAUCACGCGCAUUACCAUUUCUUGUCUCAUCUCUUCUCCCCGCAUUAAUACUUGAUUUUUGGCUCGCUCCUCCAUCCCGUCCCCGUCCUAUAAAUCCCAACCCCUCCGCCCCCCGCUCGCUCCCCUUCGACCCGCCCCAAACCCCGCCGCAUUCCUGCCGUUUCCGUGUUCGCCGCCGCGCCUCCGGUGAUCGGCGCCGGGGGAGCCAUGGGGCAGUGCUACGCCAAGAACAUACACGCGGACGGCGCGGAUGCGGGCGAGGGUGGUGCUGCCCGAGGGACGACCACCAUCUCGGUCUCGGCGUCUGCCGUCCAGGAGGAGCCCGCCGGGGAGAUGGCCGCGGGAGGGAGGCGCAGCAGCAGGCCGUCGCCGGCGGGGACGCCGCGCAGCAGGGCGGGGGUGACGCCGGCCAGGACUUCGGCUUCGGCGGCGGCCGCGGCGGGGAGCCCCUGGGCGGCCAGCCCGCUCCCCGAGGGCAUCGCGCCGUCCCCGGCCACGUCCGCGUCCACGCCCAGGCGCUUCUUCCGCCGCCCGUUCCCUCCGCCGUCCCCGGCCAAGCACAUCAAGGCGUCGCUGGCGCGCCGCCUCGGCCACCGCUCCCCGGCUGCCACCUCUGCGCAGGCGCCGCCCGCUAAGCCGCCGCAGGAGGUCCCGAUCCCCGAAAACGGGGCCGGCGGCGGCGGUGGAGGAGAGGAGGAGCUCGACAAGAGCUUCGGCUACGACUGCCACUUCGCGGUCAUGUACGAGCUGGGAAAGGAGGUGGGUCGCGGCCACUUCGGCCACACCUGUCUCGCGCGUGCCCGCAAGGGGGACAUGAGAGGUCAAGUCCUAGCUGUCAAGGUCAUCUCCAAAGCCAAGAUGACAACAGCAAUAUCUAUCGAGGAUGUGCGUAGAGAGGUGAAAAUUCUGAAGGCUUUAUCUGGGCAUUCAAAUCUUGUGAAAUUUUAUGAUGCAUGUGAGGAUGCCCUUAACGUCUACAUCAUCAUGGAGUUGUGUGAAGGUGGGGAGUUGUUGGACAGAAUUUUGUCCAGAGGUGGGAGGUACACUGAAGAUGAUGCUAAAGUUAUCAUCAAACAGAUAUUAAGUGUAGUUGCUUUCUGCCAUCUUCAGGGCGUCGUUCAUCGUGAUCUUAAGCCAGAGAAUUUCCUAUUCAGUACUAGAGAUGAACAUUCUCCUAUGAAGCUCAUCGAUUUUGGCCUCUCUGAUUUUAUAAGGCCAGAUGAAAGGCUGAAUGACAUUGUUGGUAGUGCAUACUAUGUUGCUCCAGAAGUCCUACAUAGGUCAUAUAGCACAGAAGCAGACAUGUGGAGCGUAGGUGUUAUCACUUAUAUCUUGCUGUGUGGUAGCAGACCAUUCUGGGCACGCACUGAAUCAGGAAUUUUCCGCUCCGUGCUGAGAGCUGAUCCUAAUUUUGAUGAUUCACCAUGGGCAUCAAUAUCUCCUGAAGCUAAAGACUUUGUCAAAAGACUUCUUAACAAAGAUUACAGAAAAAGAAUGACUGCUGCACAGGCACUCUCUCACCCCUGGUUGCGAGAUGAGUGCUGCCCAGUCCCUCUGGAUAUGUUAGUUUUUAAGCUGGUUAAGGCGUACCUUCGUUCCACGCCUUUCAAACGGGCAGCAUUAAAGGCUCUGUCUACAGCUAUAACAGAAGAUGAGCUUAUCUAUACCAGAACACAAUACAACUUAUUGCAACCAAGUAGUCAAGAUGGUCGAAUAUGCAUUGAGAACUUCAGGAUGGCCCUUCUACAGAACUCCACUGAUGCUAUGAAAGAAUCUAGAGCUCUUGAUAUCUUAAGCACAUUGGAGCCGCUUGCAUAUAGGAGGAUGGACUUUGAGGAGUUCCGUGCAGCGACAAUCAGCCCUUACCAACUUGAGGCUUCGUCCAUGUGGGACGAAAUUGCGAGCACCGCAUUUGAGUGCUUUGAGCAGGAAGGCAACCGUGUUAUCACAAUUGAGGAGCUAGCUCAGGAGAUGAAUCUUUCUUCUGCGGCGUAUUCCAUCGUCCGCGACUGGAUUAGGCCUUCAGAUGGGAAGCUUAGCUUUAUAGGCUACACCAAAUUUUUGCAUGGAUUGACUAUGCGGAGCAGCAAUGCGAGGCGCCAUCACUGAUCCGCUUUCGCCUCAGCUGCUUAGAUUUCUUUGAUUCAUGGGGAGUUUGAUGGAUGUUGUUGGUGUUUUAUCUGUGUUUUUGGCGGAUUAGCUUUUGUAGAGAAAAAAAGAAGAAAGAAACAGAAAGUGGGAGUUCAUAAUGGAGUUUUAGUGGCAAA
Molecule: messenger RNA, 2401 nt
Organism: Hordeum vulgare subsp. vulgare (domesticated barley)
Lineage: Eukaryota; Viridiplantae; Streptophyta; Magnoliopsida; Poales; Poaceae
Product: CDPK-related kinase 3-like
Exons: 11
Coding region: 342-2243 (633 amino acids)
Biological process (GO): intracellular signal transduction; protein autophosphorylation; peptidyl-serine phosphorylation
Cellular component (GO): nucleus; cytoplasm
Molecular function (GO): ATP binding; calcium/calmodulin-dependent protein kinase activity; calmodulin binding
Source: RefSeq, a predicted model, not a curated record